Pestalotiopsis fici W106-1 is the source of this 1530-nucleotide messenger RNA. RefSeq lists its product as uncharacterized. The record is from RefSeq and is a predicted model, not a curated record. Bases 1 to 1530 code for a protein of 509 amino acids. Gene Ontology annotation, molecular function: heme binding; monooxygenase activity; iron ion binding. Lineage: Eukaryota; Fungi; Ascomycota; Sordariomycetes; Amphisphaeriales; Sporocadaceae. The transcript is spliced from 3 exons.
AUGGAAGCUCUCUCCAGUUUGCUGUCUUGGCAGAGCAUCACUGCAACUAUUCUACUCUAUUAUGUAACACUUGCGCUCUACCGAUUAUACCUGCAUCCCCUGGCUCGUUUCCCUGGGCCUAGGCUCGCGGCCGUGACGCGAUUGUACGAAGGUUACUACGAUCUUUACCAAAACGGCCAGUAUACCUUCAAGAUAGCUGAAUUACACAAAAAAAAUGGUCCCAUUAUCCGUAUCAGCCCCUGGGAGCUUCACGUGAAUGAUGCAGCAUUCUUUGAAACACUUUACAAUCGCCAGGAAGGAAUCUGGCACAAAUACGACUGGGCCAUGGAUGCCUUUGCAACCAAAGGCGCGACCCUCUGGACGGCUGACCACACCUUGCACAAGAAUCGUCGCCUGCCCCUGAGUCCCUUCUUCUCUAAGGCCAAGGUGUCGAACCAGCAAGACAUGAUUAUGAGACAUGUCCAGGCGCUUUUCGCCAGACUGUCGGGCUUUGCCGCGUCUCAAAAAACUGUUGACCUCGGCGCCGCCCUCACAGCUUUCGUACGAGAUGUUGUUAACGAGUACAUUUUCGGAAAGCAUUACAAUGAUCUCGGAAAAGAGGAUUUCGAUGCCGGUAUAACAGUUGCAGCGCAGGCCGGGGGUCUCUUGUGGCGAACUACCAAGUUCAUACGCUUCUUCGGUCCUUUCAUGCGGUCAAUUCCGCCCCAGUGGAUUAUUGCGGUCGCCGAUCCUGUUAUAAAGGAGUUUUUCCGCUUUAUGAUUAUUUCCAUGAACGAUACCAGGAAUUUCAUGAAGGCGGCAAUCACUCCAGAUGACGACGGCCCACGCACUCUGGUCCAUGAAAUUGUGCAAUCCAAACUUCCGGCUGCCGAGAAAUCGUUUGAGAGAAUAUUUGACGAUAUGUCCACCACCACUGGUGCCGGCUUCGAGACAACGGCCGCUGUUCUGCGGAUCGCAGUCUUCCACAUCUAUAGCGACACCAAGAUCUUCGAAAAGCUACGGGCGGAAAUUGCUGCUGCCGCCAACCAUGAUUGGAAGACGCUCGAGCAGCUUCCUUACCUAACAGCCAUUAUUAUGGAAGCUAUGCGCUUGGCUCCCGCUAUUGCUACUCGCAGCGCUCGAGUUUCCCAAGACAAGGACCUCGUCUACGCAGACUGGCGAAUCCCAGCGGGCACACCCGUUGGAAUGACCAUACACUUGCUCCACCAGAACGAGGAGGAUUACCCAGAGCCCCAGCGCUUUAACCCAGACCGAUGGAUAGACCCAGACCCGUGGCACCUAGGCAACAAGACCUUUGUGCCUUUCGGAAAAGGAAAGCGUAAUUGCAUCGGAAUGCAUCUGGCUUGGGCCGAAAUCUACUUGCUUCUUGGUAGUAUCGUGCAAAGCUUCGAGUUCCAGUUUCCAUCGACAAAGGCGGAGGAUUUCCAUGUCACCGGCGACAAUUUUGUCCUCGUCACUCCAUCUACGGGUGUGAUGCCUGCUCUUGUUACCGAAACGAUGACAGGAAACAUUUGGAAAGAGGUUGUAUAG